AUUUUGAAGUGCACCAGUGAAUGUCAGGUAUUCUCGAAAGAGAGAGAAUGUGUCGAUUAUUAAUUAUAUUCUGUGUAAUAUUAGCAAGUGAAGCUGCAUUUCCUGAGGAAACGGAUGAGCGCAAUAAGUUUCCAACCAUUAUGGAGUUAGUUGAGGCAAAUGGAUAUCCACUGGAAACCCAUAUUGCUCAAACUGCAGACGGAUACCUUUUAACCAUGUACAGAAUUCCACACGGAAAAGCUCAGGAGACUUCAUCGUACAUUGAUAGACCUGUUGCAUUUCUACAACACGGAUUACUUACGUCUGCAGCAGACUGGAUUAUAAAUGGUGCAGAAGGUCUUGCAUACCUUCUCGCCGACGAAGGAUACGAUGUUUGGAUGGGGAAUGCAAGAGGAAACACACACUCAAGAAAUCACAUAUAUCUCAACCCCAAGAGUAAGGCAUUUUGGGACUUCAGCUGGCACGAGAUUGGCGUGUUCGACAUUCCUGCGAUGAUUGACUACACUUUGAGAGAGACGGGCAAGAAGAAAUUAAGCUAUGUAGGACACUCCCAGGGAACAACAGUGCUCUUUGUGACGCUGUCCCUUCGGCCAGAAUAUAAUGCCAAGAUUGAUAUUGUGAAUUCAUUGGCUCCAGUGGCAUAUAUGCCAAACAUAAAAUCGCCUUUCAUUCGAUAUUUCGCCCCUUUUGUCUUCAUCAUUGACAAAAUUACUAGUUUAUUGGGGAUGAAUGAAUUCGCUCCUAGCACACCAAUGAUGCAACUUGGUGGAUAUUUUCUAUGCAAAGAUAAUUCAAUUUUCCAAGAAUUGUGCGCUAAUUCACUCUUCCUAAUUGCCGGUUUUAAUUCGGAACAGCUUAAUAGGACUGUCUUGCCUCUAAUGCUGGCUUUUACACCUGCCGGAGCUUCAAGUAAACAGUUAGUUCAUUAUGGGCAGCUCUUCAAUUCCGGGAAAUUCCGCCAAUUUGAUUAUGGAUGGCUUGGCAAUUUAAGAAAGUACGGAUCGUUCCAGCCACCAGAAUACCCACUGGAAGCUAUCACGGCUCCCAUUGCUCUGCAUUUUAGCGACAAUGAUUGGUUAUCCGCUGUCAGUGAUGUUCAACAUCUCCAGUCUAGACUGAGGAGCGUUGUGGGAGCUUUUCGAGUGCCUCUCGCCGCAUUUAAUCACCUUGAUUUCAUCUUUGCCAUCGAUGUGAAGUCAUUGCUCUACGACCGAGUAAUAAGUCUGAUGAAUCGCUUCAUUUGCCCUUGAAUAUUCAAUAAAUACACAUUUUGUCCUGAAUAUAAUCUUUUGAGCUUUGAUGUCAUUUUCCAUUCA
Messenger RNA from Phlebotomus argentipes, 1316 nucleotides. RefSeq names its product lipase 3-like. The coding region runs from base 21 to 1250 and encodes 409 amino acids. Lineage: Eukaryota; Metazoa; Arthropoda; Insecta; Diptera; Psychodidae. Gene Ontology annotation, molecular function: hydrolase activity, acting on ester bonds. The record is from RefSeq and is a predicted model, not a curated record. Gene Ontology annotation, biological process: lipid metabolic process. The transcript is spliced from 3 exons.